UAUCACCGUCGUCCUGGCUGCAGCGUAGAAAUCAUUCUAUUGUGAUGUCGAAAUACAUGUACCCGUCGUUACCUGGUGAAUGUUGACUUAAUAAUGGUCAGUCACCACUGUCCAAAACUCUUUUAGAGAUUCUGUGUCAGUUGAUGUUUGCAGUUGGCUGCGCCACGUGAUCAGUUAUCGCUUAAAAGUCGAGCUUGCAGUUUUCUAAUUAUUGUGUUUCCAGCUCCACUGGAUUGGCUGAUUUGUAUAAGCAUUCUAUUAAAUACGAACAUUCCGAACACUUGGUCGGUGCUGUUAUUUGAGAAAAUCCCCCACGUGAUCAUGAUGGAAAGUGACAGUGAGAUAGACAGCAGUUUUGAUGAGCCCGCUGAGGUAAUCUAGCAUUCAACACUCUGUCAUUGUGAUCUAUUAACAUUGAACUCUUCCACAGCACAGGACUAGUCAUGAUUUAUUAACAUUAAACUCUUUCCACAGCACAGGACUACUAGGGCUGGUGACCUAGCCUAUACUGACAUCCCAUUGAAAUGAAUCAUUAAUUAUUGUCACUUUGUUUAUGUUAUGUUUUUAACCUAAGUUUUUCGUUAUGCUCCACUACCCCAAACACUGAAUUCCAUCUUCUAGAGAUGAAUAGUGUAAUAUAAACUUGCUCCUGUGUAGGCCCUCUACUGAGUGAACUUUAUUAAAUAUUUAAAGCCACUGUGAAAGCCUUAAUACAGCUGUUUUUGAGUCAUUGUAAAAUUUGAGAAGCAUUUUUUUUGUUUUUUUUACUUCCACCCAUUAUUUAAUUUUCUUGAACCCAUGGAGAUGCUUAUAUCCUGUUUGUGUGGUUUUUUUAAUGAAAUGUAAUCUUUUGCAUGUGUUUCAGGAUUUGCUACCAAGGAUUAUUGUCAAGGAUCCUGUUACACACAGCACAUGGGAACAUGGGAAAUUCACUUCCUAUCAAAUCUGUAUUAAGGUAUAUAUAAUAUGCAGAGAAAAAUUGUUAAGUCUCAUGCUUUUGUGGUCAAAUUUCAAAAUGUGCUGGAUUUAUAUUUAAAAUUAAGAUUUCAUUUAUAUAAAGAAUUUUUUUUUCUGUAUUUAAUUUUUUUGGAUAAAUCACUGAUCAUACUCCACCAUAAAUUUUAUUACAAAAUAAAUGACUGUGUUUGAAAUGUAGCUUAAGGUUCACAUUUUUUAUUUCAGACUGAUCACCCAGCAUUUCACUUACGUUUAUCGGCAGUUAGACGUCGCUACUCAGAGCUUAUCUGGCUGAACAAAGUGUUGAAAGCUAAUCACCAAUAUGUGUACGUUCAUGUCUCUUUAAGAAUCAUUUGGUCCACAUUGCUCUGCCCUUAUUUAAAUAGCUUCCUCAUUGGAGUAGACUGUUCAGCUACUCUUGACUCAAGAGUUGAUAAAUACAAAAUCCAACCUAUUGUAGUCUGAACUACCAGAUUAUUCAUCACAAUUAUAAUAUACUAAAUACCUCUUCACAUAACGGGUUUGAUAGUAUUAAAUUUUUGCAGGUGAACAACAUAAGGCUCCUAAUGCAUUAAUACUAGCAUUCCCUUAUUUUUUGCAUGUAUGGAAAUAUUAUUUGUUGAUAUGGCUUAAAUUUAUAGUUAAAUAAAAUAUAAAUUUAAAUAAUUUACUCUUACAGAAGUUUUCCUGCACUACCCCCCAAGAAAGUUUUCUCUGAAAGAUUUGACUCUGAGUUUAUCAGCACUAGAAUGAAGCUGAUUGAGAAUUUUCUAAAUGAGUGAGUGAAAAUUUGUUUUAUUUUAAAAGAAAUUCUUGUAGGUAUUUUUAGCAUUAUCUUUUCAUUCAUGAUAGCUCUCUCUAUUUGUGUCUUAAACAUCACCUCAGCGGUCUGAGAAACUUAAUGGAGGCAUAUAAGUCAAUCCACUUGGUACCUGUAGUCUUAUUAGGUUAUCGCUUUUUAAAUCUAAUAAGAUGUACAUUUAUUUUAAAUGUAUGCAUGCGCCAUGUGCAUCUGAGGUGAUCUAGAUCCACUUCAUUUAAUCAAACCUCCCUGUCAGGCUGCUGGUGACAGACACUGUGUUGUCAGAUGCUGCCUUCCACCUGUUCCUGCAGACUGACCUGACCACUGAGGAGAUGGAUGAGUACUUUGCUGGACGUCUCUCAGAGUCUUUCAUUGAGUCUGCCUGGAAGAAUGUUGGUCAUGUGCAUACGAGCAGCUACGUUGUCAAGUAAGAAAAGUAUUUCCAACCCUGCAAUGUUCAAACUAUUAGCUAUUGACUUAAAUAUCCCUAUUUUUUUUUCUUUCUUUGUAUACACCUGGUUUUAGAUUUCAUGGCAAAUUAAAGAGGUUUUGAAUAGUUUUGAAAACUUUUAAUAUCACACAUUUUAACAAAUACAUUUUGAAUAUUUUUUUAAUACAAAAUUUUUUGUACCGUUAAUGUAUUAUUAUGAACACAUAUGUUAAAAUUCAAGUCGCUGAUAGCAACUAAUUAAACAGUAUAAAAUGUUAAAUAAAUAAUCUUUAAUAUUCUAAAUAAUGGUUUCUUUUAAAAUGACAUUUUGAUGUCAACCUUUUUAAUUCAUCAAUACUUCUUUUUUAUUUUUUUAACAUUUUUUUAAAGAAUUAGGGAAAUUUGUUUUAAACAUUUUAUUCUUAAAAGAAAAUUAUUAUUUUAUGAUGUUGGAUUUAUUUAUACAUUGACUUUUUUUUUUCACUGAUCAGGGUGCAUACAUACUUUUACUCAUUAAAAAUCCAUUAAAUAUUUGAAAUCAAUGGCCGUCAUUCUAUGUGCACAUCAAAGCUUUAAAUAAUUUUAAAAUAAAUAUUAACUUGCGGCAGAAUGAAGAUUGCCAUAAUAACCUCAUUGCACAAAACCCAGUUCCUUGCCAUCAUCUAGUUCGAAUUGACAGAUAGAUACUUGAACAAAUUAUGUUCAACAAUUAUAUUAUUUUUAUGCAAGAGCUUUAUGUUUCUCUUUUCUGUUCCAGUAUGAGCAACAUCCCACAUGAGCCUCAAGAGAUUUUCAUGAAUGAUGAAGAUCUGAGGAACAGUGCCCGGCGUAUGUCCUUGUCUGAUGAUUCAUUCACACAAUCCACAGAGGACACAACGGCCCAAUCCACCGACGACAAUUCUAAUGGGAAAUCUGGGUCUUCAAGGACUUUGCCUGGCAAGGUGGACAACUCAAGGACUUUGCCUGGCAAGGUGGACAACUCAUCGGGAUCAAUCCAGACAAUAUGUGCAGAAAUUGUGACCUAUAAUGUGUCCAGUAGGCUUCAAACUGGAAUUUCUACUAGUAUACAAGAGGAUGAUGAUUAAGAGCAGGAGUGUUUAGCACCAAACCGCAGCCUGGAUAUUAAAAGCUUAGAGCAUUCCUCACAUGGAACCACGAAACGCAAAGCAACCAGCACACGAAACUUAAAAGUCCAUUGAGAUGUUGUUGUUUUCUUUUGGAUAAGUGCAAUUUUUAAGUGAAGACAAUUUAUUAAAUAAAAGUGCUUUAUCUUUACAGAAAUGUAAUUAUAAUUUUAAAUAUUUCGUUUCAUGCUGAAACCACUGUAUGCGCAUCUUUAAAUGUUUGGUUACACUGGUUCCAUUUUCUUAAAUGUGAAUUUUUUUCUUUUCAAGGGAGGCAAUCAUUUUUUGCAUGGGAAGUAAUUUAAUUCAUGGAGACACUCUAGGAAAAAAUGUUUUCAGUACUUAUGGUUUAACAUGGUUAUAUAAAUAUUCCUUUAAAAACACGCCUAAACCCUUCACAUGUGUACCUGCCACACCACAUGAAAAGAAAAAUUAUUUUUUUUUAAAGUUAUGUUGCACUAUAAACAUUUGUUUGACGGUGUCAACAAAUCAGAUGAUUUUGUUUCAAUAAAUUUAAAUCGCUUCCACUAGUUUUUCAUGCCCUUUGAGGUAUUUUGCCGCUGCAAACCUAACAUCUUGCGGCACACCGGUUGCGGGGCUCUGUGCUAGUGUACAAUAUAACUGGUAUUUGAACAAAUUUAAUUAAAAUAUGACAAUUGCAUUUUUUCAAGUAUAUGAACAUCAUUUAUAAUUAAUGCUGCUGGCAAAAUAGUGAUCACGUUAUACAUGCUACAAGAUUCAUAUUCAUACAAAUGAAUCUUUUGUGACAUUGUUCUGAACUGAGGCAUCUCAUUCUCUUUUCUUGUCAAGCUCUUCUUAAAUAAAUUUGUUAUAAGAUCAAUGUCCACAUACACUCUGGAUACAGUACUUUAUUUAAGGGACACCAUUGACUUUUUUUUUUUUUUUUACUAUUUAAUAUCCUUAUGAAUGUUUUAAAAUUGUUAUCACCCUUCUGUUAGUGAUCAUGUCCAGUGCCUUGACCAAAAGUGCUCCUUAAGUGGAUUAACAGCAGAUACUGCUCUAACCCACAUGCAAAUAAGGAAAUGGUUCUAUAACACAUUUAUUUCUACAUACAAAAAGCAGCUAUUUUUCUUAAUAAAAGCUCUAGUCUACUAAAGUGCAGCUGAAACCUGUUCAUGCAUUUAAUGAUAGUACAUGACGAUAUGUAAACAAAUUACACUGUACAUGUCUUUGACAAUAGUAUAGGAUGAUAUGUAGCAUAACAUAUGUAAACAAUGUACAUGCAAUUAAUGAUAGCGUAUCAUCAUAUGUGAAUGAGGUACACACAGUUAAAAAGAACUUGGGGAAAUCAUUCACUAAUCUUCUUGGCUGCUGAUAGUUCUAUGACUCAUUAAGUGGUAAUGGUUAUAAACUAUAAUAAUAUAUUGAACAUUCCAGAUGAAUUGCUAAAGUUCUAUAGAAAAUAAUGACGGACACAAAUACUAUUAAUUGUAUAUUUUUGUAAAUUAUAUUUUCUACUUAUCCAUUGUUCAAGUAGUGUCUGUAGGCUGUGAUUUCAUGACAGUAAUGUGUUCAUAUUGAACCUAUGCCUGAAAACACAAACUCUUUAACUAUAAAAAGUGCUCUUGUUAUGUUUUUAUCACGCCAAUGAAAUAUUCCAAAAAUAUACUGCAACAUGUGUUCAUAUUAAUAUGAGUUAUUAAAAAUUAUUAUAAAUUUUA
Lymnaea stagnalis (great pond snail) is the source of this 4995-nucleotide messenger RNA. Lineage: Eukaryota; Metazoa; Mollusca; Gastropoda; Lymnaeidae. The record is from the annotation of a GenBank genome assembly.